Daucus carota subsp. sativus is the source of this 609-nucleotide messenger RNA. RefSeq lists its product as uncharacterized. The transcript has 3 exons. NCBI's taxonomy places the organism in Eukaryota, Viridiplantae, Streptophyta, Magnoliopsida, Apiales, Apiaceae. The record is from RefSeq and is a predicted model, not a curated record. Gene Ontology annotation, molecular function: sequence-specific DNA binding. Gene Ontology annotation, biological process: DNA-templated transcription. Bases 1 to 609 code for a protein of 202 amino acids.
AUGGAAAGGGCUUUCUCUCAGCACAUAACGAGGCGUUUCAUAGACUUGGAAAAUGUAGAGGAAAGAGAGUAUAGCACUGCUAUAAAUAGCGCUCACUCUUUGAAACUUGAACAAGAAGAAGUUGUUGAAGUGCAAGAAAAAGAAGAACAAGAAGGAGAUGAUGUAGCUCAUCUUGUUGGUUGCAUAAGCCUGCACAAGAAGAGUUCAGACUCAAAUCAUGGAGGUGAAGAUCUCUCAAUCCGGAAGUACAGAUCUUGGUUCCAAAAGCAAAAGAGUAUUGCAGCAGGGCGAGAGAAACAAAUGAAGGCAAGUAUGGAUCUUGAUGAUUUUAUUGAGGAACAAAUGAAACAUUUUCAUGCUCAAUAUAGUAGAGGCGUCGUCCCAACACACCUGGAGGACCUGUCUAAACUUCUGAUGCCAAAAUCGACUCCACCAAAUGAACUUGCUGCUUUGUCCUGGCUUGGUGAUUGGAGGCCCUCUUCCUUUUUGGACCUCCUCCGCUCACUGUCACACUCAUUACCUUCCUUGUCCAAGUCCAAGACAACUGGGCUGGUCCUAUCAAAACUAACCCAUGAUGUACGAAUUGAGGAAGCCGUGAUUGAUGAGUAA